UCGACCACAUUUAGAUCACAUCCGAAAUAUUCCAAAAUCCGAGAACCUAAUAGAACUUAUAGAACGCUGUUGGAAUGGAGAUGCAGAGAAACGACCGACAAUGCAAGAAAUAAUAAGUAAUAUUAAUAAUUUGUACCCAAUUAUGGAUGUGGAGGAGCCUAACUUAAGUCUGAAAUUACCAGACAAAAAUGAAGUUAACAAAUUGAGUGAUGAAGAUAUGAAUGCAAUUCAGAAAGAUGAAUGGAAAAAUAUUACUAUAGGAGAGCUCAUUGGAUAUGGCUCGCUUGGAGAAGUAUAUAAGGCUCUCUGGAAAACUGAGAAAGGAUCAAAGAUAAUUGCAGUUAAAAGAUAUAUACCUUUUUAUUCGAUCAACUCAAAAAAAUUAACUAUUUUUAGUUCACAACUAAAGCAUGAUAAUAUUCUAAAAUUAUUUUGUGUAUCCAUUGAUUACAAUAGAAGACCUAUUGAACUUAUGGAGUAUGCCGAUUGCGGAACUCUCUAUAGUGCCGUGCAUGAUUGUACAGUGAAUAUUGUUAAUAAUGCAUAUGAAACGUUUUCUUUAAUGUGGGUGUUGCAUUGCGCGAAGGGUCUCAAAUUUCUGCAUGAGCACAACAUUAUUCAUCGUAAUAUAACUUCAAAGAAUCUGUUUCUUUUUAACAAUUAUCAAACCCUAAAGAUUCGACUACCUGAAACAGUGAGGACAGAGGGUACAUAUAUGACACAAUAUGUUGGAACUUUUGAUUAUAUGGCUCCAGAAAUUUUGGAAGGGAUGCAAUACACCAAAAAGUGCGAUAUCUAUAGCUUUGGGAUAAUGCUGUGGGAGGUGAGGUCCCGAAGGAAACCGUUCUACGAAAUAUACUUACAUAGAAAUAUUAUAUAUUUCGAUGUGAUUGAAGGUCUUCGUCCAAAUAUAUAUUUUGUCGUCGACAUUCAAAAUUCGGAUGAGAUAAAAAGUUUGAUUAGAAAAUGCUGGGAUCCGGAUCCACGGGAACGUCCUUCUAUGGAAAAAGUAGUCGCAACUAUGGAAAAAUAUUCUUCUUAUUAAGAGAACGGCAACCAAAUUUUGAAUAUUAUGAAAAAUAUUAUUACCAUCUGCACGUUUAUUUAAAAUUCACGUUCUUCUAGUUUUUGGUUAUAAUUU
Drosophila albomicans is the source of this 1141-nucleotide messenger RNA. RefSeq names its product mitogen-activated protein kinase kinase kinase 7-like. Gene Ontology annotation, molecular function: MAP kinase kinase kinase activity; ATP binding; magnesium ion binding. Gene Ontology annotation, biological process: protein phosphorylation; JNK cascade; positive regulation of canonical NF-kappaB signal transduction. The transcript is spliced from 5 exons. Lineage: Eukaryota; Metazoa; Arthropoda; Insecta; Diptera; Drosophilidae. Bases 101 to 1045 code for a protein of 314 amino acids. The record is from RefSeq and is a predicted model, not a curated record.